UAACCUUUAUUGACCUCCCGGAGCGAAAUAAAACCCUAAUAUGUCUCUCCCAAAGACAUACAAAGCAUACCGCCGUACAAGAGGCGACCUCCCCCGCACGAUUGAGCCUACAAUCGAGCAUCUCCCAAAAGAGCUAGCCCCUGAUGAAGUUAUUAUCAAAAUUCAUGCCGUAUCUCUGAACUUUCGAGAUGUAGGAAUGCUGAACGGAAAGUAUCCGGUUCCGGUCCAAGAACACGGAAUCGCUGCAUCUGAUUGCGCCGCGGAGGUCGUAGCCAUUGGGUCUAAUGUCAAAGAUUUCAAUAUCGGAGAUCGUGUUUCACCGUGCUUCAAUCUAUCUGAUCUGACGGGCAAGGAGAGAGAUGGUAUUUCGCAGACGUUAGGGGGUGAUGUGGGGGUUUUAGCAGAGUAUGCCGUCUUUGACCAGAAGGUCUUGGUACAUUUGCCAAAACACCUGACUUGGGAAGAAGCUUCGACGAUUCCGUGCUGCGGCGUGACGGCAUGGAAUUCUCUCAAACGUCCGAACCUGGUUGAUGAAGACACUAGUGCUCUUUUGCAAGGCACCGGAGGCGUAAGCAUGUUUGCGCUUCUAAUCUGUAUUGCAGCCGGCAUAACCCCCAUCAUAACUUCCUCUUCCGACUCCAAGCUCGAAUCCAUCAAGAACCUCAGCCCCGCCAUCAAAGCCUUCAACUACCACACCCACCCCAACCAAGCCGAAGAAGUCAAACGCCUCACUGACGGAAAAGGUGUCGAUAUAGUCAUCAACAACACCGGCCCCGCUUCUUUUCCCGCGGAUCUAGAAUCCCUACGACAGAACCACGGAACAAUUUCGCUAGUGGGGUUUCUGGAAGAUAAGAAAGCGGACUGGGAUCCAAAUGCAAUUUUAGGGCUAAUGGUGAAGGGGGCGAGUAUCCAGGGUAUUCGGGUGGGUUCGAAAGCGGAUCUUGAGGAAGUUAAUCGAUUUUUGGAGGAGAAGAGUGUUAGACUUGAUAAGAUUAUUGACCGGACCUUUUGGUUUGAUGAGGCGAAAGAUGCGUUUGAUUAUUUGUGGUCUGGGAAGCAUGUUGGGAAGAUUGUGGUAAAGAUUUGAAAGAAUCGAAUUACUCGAUAGAAAUCUUACUCCACGCGAUGAACAGUUACACACCCG
Molecule: messenger RNA, 1144 nt
Organism: Lindgomyces ingoldianus
Lineage: Eukaryota; Fungi; Ascomycota; Dothideomycetes; Pleosporales; Lindgomycetaceae
Product: NAD(P)-binding protein
Exons: 3
Coding region: 41-1087 (348 amino acids)
Molecular function (GO): oxidoreductase activity
Source: RefSeq, a predicted model, not a curated record